Molecule: messenger RNA, 1797 nt
Organism: Lodderomyces pseudojiufengensis
Lineage: Eukaryota; Fungi; Ascomycota; Pichiomycetes; Serinales; Debaryomycetaceae
Exons: 1
Coding region: 1-1797 (598 amino acids)
Biological process (GO): amino acid transmembrane transport
Cellular component (GO): membrane
Molecular function (GO): L-amino acid transmembrane transporter activity
Source: RefSeq, a predicted model, not a curated record
AUGAACAAUAUUCAAAAAGAAGAAGAACAAGAACAAGAAUCAACAACCAACUCAAAUACAGAAACUAAUCUAAUAGUUGAAGACAUUAGUAAUACUAUUGAAAUGUUGGAUAUAGAUAAAUCAGAAUAUACUAAAAUACCAGAGCUAGUAACAGUAAGUGCUAAAGCUGGAUCAACAUCAUCAAAUGAAUCAAUACUACUAAAUAAAGAUUUUCAAGAUUUAGAACGACAAAAACAAGAAAAAUUAAAACAUCCAUCUUCUCAUUUAACAGAUUUAGAAGAUUUACCACAAGGAAGACAUUUAGGUUUAUUUUCAACUAUAAUUUUAUUUAUAAGUAGAAUUUUAGGUAGUGGAAUAUUUAGUAUAACAUCUGGAAUAUAUAUUGAUGUUGGACAAUCUCCUUUUUUAUUUUUUUUAGCAUGGUUUUUAGCUUGUAUUGCAUCAUUUGGUGGACUUUAUGUAUUUUUAGAAAUGGGAUCAUUAGUUCCAAGAAGUGGUGGAGCUAAAGUAUUUUUAGAAUUUAUUUAUACAAAACCAAAAUUAUUAGCAACUGUUGCUUAUUCAAUAUAUUCUGUUAUGUUUGGAUUUACUAUUAGUAAUGUAUUAGUAUUUGGUGAAUAUUUUGUUCAUUCUUUAGGUUUUGAAGUUACUCCAUUUAGAUUAAGACUUAGUGGAUUGUUGUUUUUAUAUGGAGCUGCAUUAGUUCAUGGAGUAAGUGUAAGUCAUGGAGUGAAAGUUCAAAAUAUAUUAGGUGGAUUAAAAUUAGUUUUAGUAGGUAUAAUGAUGUUGACAGGAUUAUACGUUAUGCUUUUACCACAAAGUAUCACUAAGUUGGAAAAUAAUUUAACUUGGGAUACAUUUUGGACAGUGAAAGGUUCAGCUAGCUUAGCUUCGUUUUCAAGUGCUGUGAUUAAAGCUAGUUUUGCAUUUAGUGGUUGGAAUUCAGUUCAUACUGUCUCCAACGAAAUUAAAGAUCCAGUUAAAACAUUGAAAAUUGCAGGUCCAGUUUCAUUGGCAGUUAUGACAGUUACUUAUUUCAUUAUAAAUUUUGCAUAUUUGAAAGUAAUACCUGAUGAAGAAAUAGUUAAUUCAUCAACUUUAGUAGGAUCUGUUUUAUUUGAAAAAAUAUUAGGUGAAACUUUAGGCCGUCAUUUUUUAACAUUUUCAAUUGCAUUAUGUGCCGGUGGUAAUAUCUUUGUUGUUAUUUAUACAAUAUCAAGAGUAGAUCAAGAAGUAUUUAGAGAAGGUUAUUUACCAUUUUCAAAAUUCAUGGCAUCAAAUUGGCCAUUUGGAGCACCUUUAAGAACUUUAAUUUUAAGUUGUUCAAUCACAACUUUAAUUGUUGUUGGAUUUCCUAAAGGGGACGUUUAUUCAUAUAUGGUAUCAUUAGAGGGUUAUCCUCAACAAAUUGCCGUAGCAUUGAUUGCUAUUGGUAUAUAUAUCAUUCGUAAAAGAUAUCCUGAUUUGCAUGCACCUAUAAAAGCUGGCUUUUUAGGUACUAGUUCAGUAUUUUUAAUUAGCAUUUAUUUAAUAAUUGGACCUUUUAUUUCAUCGGGCUCACCAAACCCCAAGGGUUUGGAAAAUUGGCCAAAUUAUGCACUGGUUGGAACUAUUUGUAUUUUAAUUUGUAUUUUAUAUUGGGCUAUGAUGUUUAAAAUCUUACCUUGGUUUGGAAAUUAUGAAUUAGUAAGUGAAGAAGUAAUAUUAAGUGAUGGUUUAACAAUCAAACAAUGGGAUAAAAUUCAUAAUUAUUCAAAUAUACCUUAUAGAUCAAUGAUGGAAGAAACUAGCGGAUAG